UACCAUCACUCCAUUAUGAGAGAAGAUACAAAUACAGAGACGGAACAACCUGCUGAUCCGGAGGGUCAUGUGGGCCACCUGAACCUGGCAUUCACCCAGGAUGAGAAACCCCGGGAGGAGAAAACAGAGAGGCCGCCAGAGGAGGAGGAGGAGGCGUCCAAAUCCAAAAGCAAAAAGGUUGAUGUGUUUCGUUAUGCCACGUGCCUGGAGAUCUUCAUGAUGCUGGUCGGCCUCUUCUGCGCCGCGGUCCACGGUGCCGCGCUGCCCAUAAUGUGUAUCGUGUUCGGAACGAUGACCGACAGCUUCGUCCAGAGUGGACAACAGUUCAACUUCACAGGAAAUUUCACAUCAAGCCCCACGAAGUGUGUGUUGGUUCCUGGAGUGGACAUUGAAGCAGCGAUGACAAAAUACGCGUAUUACUUCAUUGGAAUUGGGGCGGCCGUGCUGCUCCUCGGGACGUUCCAGGUCCUGCUGUUCGUGCUGACGGCCACCAAGCAGACCAAGCGCAUCCGAGAGAAGUACUUCCACGCCAUCCUCCAUCAGCCCAUGGCCUGGUUUGAUACUCAUCCCAUCGGAGAACUCAACACUCGACUGUCAGACGACAUCAACACGGUGAACGACGGCCUGGGAGACAAGAUCUGUAUAUUCGUGCAGUUCUUCUGCAGAUUCCUCACAGGUUUAAUCAUUGGAUUUGUUUACGGAUGGAAGUUAACGCUGGUCAUUUUGGCUGUCAGUCCACUGCUGGCAGGUUCAGCCGCCAUCUGGUCAAAAAUUCUUGCCACCCUCACCAGUAAGGAGCUAUCAGCCUACGCUAAAGCAGGAGCAGUAGCGGAGGAGAUACUCGUGGCCAUCCGGACAGUCGUGGCCUUCAACGGCCAAAAGAAAGCUCUAGAAAAGUAUGAAACCAAUCUGGUGGAAGCAAAGGAUUUUGGAGUAAAGAAAGCCAUCACCACUAAUUUAUCUCUGGGACUCACACAGUUCUUUAUACUGGGAACGUACGCGCUGGCGUUCUGGUACGGAACCAAACUCUCGGUGGAUGAACCACAGAACUACUCCAUCGGGAAAGUCCUGAUUGUCUUUUUUUCGGUGAUGAUCGGAUCGUUCUCUCUGGGUCAGGGAGCACCAAACCUGGAGAGCGUCGCUAAAGCCCGCGGUGCUGCGUACGUAAUCUACAAAACCAUCGACAUGCCUCGUCCCAUCGACAGCAGUUCAAAAGAAGGUUUUAAACCCGACAGUGUGAAAGGUGACAUUGAGUUCAAGAACAUCCACUUCAGCUACCCAUCAAGGAAGGAUGUGAAGAUCCUACAGAGGAUGAACCUGAAGGUGCCCAGUGGUAAGACGAUCGCUCUGGUGGGAGCCAGUGGUUGCGGGAAGAGCACCACCAUUCAACUGCUGCAGCGCUUUUAUGAUCCAGACUCCGGAGAGGUGACCCUGGACGGUCGAGAUAUCCGCACUUUAAACGUCCGUUGGUUGAGAAAGAACGUGGGCAUCGUGAGCCAGGAGCCCGUACUCUUCGGCACCACCAUAGCCGAGAACAUCCGCUACGGUCGUGAGGACGCCACCGAUGAAGAUAUUGAGCGAGCUAUCAGAGAGGCCAACGCCUACGAGUUCAUCUCCAGACUUCCAGACAAGUUGAACACUAUGGUAGGAGAGCGAGGUGCUCAGCUCAGCGGUGGACAGAAGCAGAGAAUCGCUAUCGCUCGAGCUUUGGUGAAAAACCCUAAAAUCCUCCUGCUGGAUGAAGCCACGUCAGCCCUGGACACACAGAGUGAAUCCAUCGUCCAGGCUGCUUUAGAUAAGGCAAGAGCAGGUCGGACCACCAUAGUGAUCGCUCACCGACUGUCCACCAUCCGCACAGCUGAUGUCAUUGCCGGAUUCAAAGAUGGUCAAGUGGUGGAGCAGGGAACCCACAGAGAGCUCAUGAACAAGAAAGGAGUUUAUUACUCUCUCAUCAUGCAACAGUCUGCCGGGAGACCAGACACUGAUGCUAACGAAAACGAGGAAGACGAGGACGACAGCGAUCCAGAAGGGGAAGAGUUCGACUGGUCAUCUGACGAGCCUGAAGACCUGGUGGAGGUGACGAUAGAAAACGGUGGUUUAGAGAGAAACUCGAUAAGACGCAGCACGACGCUUCACAGGACGACAUCCAACAGAACAUCAAAGAAAAAAAAGAGAAAGUUCAGAUCCAAAAAGGAGAAGAAGGAAAAAGAAAAAGUUCAGGAUGUCUCUUUCUUCACGAUCCUGUCUCUAAACAAACCUGAGUGGCCCUACUUGGUGAUUGGCAUUGUGGCCAGCAUUAUAGGGGCAGCUGUGUACCCCUGUGUGGCUAUCCUCUUUUCCAAAAUCAUUGGUGUGUUUUCUGAGGUUGAUCUUGACAUGAAGCGACAGAAGACCCUGAUGUUCUCUCUUCUGUUCCUCCUGGUUGGAGCUGUGUCCCUCGUCACCAUUUUCUUUCAGGGUUAUAUGUUUGGUAAGUCUGGAGAAAUUUUAACCAUGAGGCUGAGGAGUCAGGCGUUCCAGUCUAUUUUAAGACAGGACAUCGCCUGGUUUGAUGACCACAAUAACGCAGUGGGAGUCCUCACGACCAAAUUAGCAACAGACGCAUCACUGGUUAAAGGGGCAGCAGGAUCCAGACUCGGCUUGGCUGCCAACACGAUGUUUUGCCUUGGCAUUGCUAUAAUCGUGGCCUUCGCCUACUGCUGGCAGCUUACUCUUCUUAUCCUGGCCUGUGUCCCUUUUCUCACCGGAGCCCAUUUUGUCCAGAUGAGAGCCAUGGGGGGUCACGCUUCUAAAGACCAAAGUGCGCUGGAGAUGUCUGGAAAGAUUUCCACAGAAACUGUUGAAAACUUUCAGACUGUGGUGGCGUUAACAAAAGAACCGGUUUUCUUCAGAAUGUUCACCGACGCCCUCAGUAAACCGUACAGGUCGGCUUUAUGUAAAGCCCCGAUUUACGGACUGACAUUCGCAUUUUCGCAAGCGAUCCCUUAUUUUGUCAACUCUGCAGUUUUCCGAUUCGGAGCCUGGCUGAUCGCCCACUGCCACACUGACUAUGAGAACGUUUUCCUGGUGUUCUCUGUGAUCGUCUUCGCUGCCAUGAGCAUCGGACAGUCGUCAUCGUUCGCUCCAGACUUCGCCAAAGCUAAAGUGGCAGCCUGGAGAAUCUUAAAGUUGCUUGAGAAAAAACCCGAGAUCGACAUCUACAGCGAGGAAGGAGACAAACCAGGGAGCUUUGCAGGAGAUGUAGAAUUCCGCGACGUGCACUUUAACUACCCGACACGCCCGAACGUGAAGAUUCUGCAGGGUCUGAACGUGUCCGUGGCUCAGGGACAGACGCUGGCGCUGGUAGGAGAAAGCGGCUGUGGGAAGAGCACCUCAGUCCAACUGCUGGAACGCUUCUACAACCCAGCCAGCGGCCAAGUGUUCGUGGACGGAGUGGACACCAAGCAGCUCAACCUGGCCUGGCUACGAGCUCAGAUGGGACUGGUCUCUCAGGAGCCCAUUCUGUUCGACUGCACCAUCGCUGAGAACAUCCAGUACGGCGACAACAGCCGGGUGGUCGACCAGGAGGAGAUCGAGCAGGCCGCCAGGAACGCCAACAUCCACGACUUCAUUGUGGGCCUGCCAGAGAACUAUAACACGCGUGUGGGAGAUAAAGGUACUCAGCUGUCUGGAGGCCAGAAACAGAGGAUCGCUAUCGCUCGAGCUCUGGUCCGCCAGCCCAAAGUCCUGCUGCUGGAUGAAGCCACUUCAGCCCUGGACACGGAGAGCGAGAAGGUUGUGCAGAAAGCUCUGGAUGAUGCUCGUCAGGGUCGGACCUGCAUCGUCAUCGCUCACCGUCUGACCACCAUCCAGAAUGCGGACAUCAUCGCGGUCAUUAAGAACGGACAGGUUGCCGAACAGGGCACCCACAGCCAGCUAAUGGCCACGCAAGGAGCGUACUACGCCCUCGUAAAUGCCCAAGUCUCUCAUUAACGACCCCUUCGUCUCUGUAAAUGUGUACAGUUCUAAGUAGAAGGACGUCAUUAUACAGAGUUCUAUUUAUGAACAAUUACAAGCAAAGUAUUUUUUUUUUUGUAAUAUAAAAUAAACACAAUUAAAUAAAUUAAAGAUUAAAAUGCCAUCUGCAAGCAAACAUGCAAAUACAUCUGACCAAUAUUUAAGCAAAACAACAAUAGUUUAUUUGUUUUACCUUAUGAACUUUGCAGCAGUUUAAGACUGGACACUUGUACACUUUUACACUUUACAUUGCAAUAAA
Molecule: messenger RNA, 4255 nt
Organism: Trichomycterus rosablanca
Lineage: Eukaryota; Metazoa; Chordata; Actinopteri; Siluriformes; Trichomycteridae
Product: ATP-dependent translocase ABCB1-like
Exons: 28
Coding region: 16-3972 (1318 amino acids)
Biological process (GO): transmembrane transport
Cellular component (GO): membrane
Molecular function (GO): ATP binding; ATP hydrolysis activity; ABC-type oligopeptide transporter activity
Source: RefSeq, a predicted model, not a curated record